AUGCGAGUCAUACUGCUGACACUUCUACUUGUGAUCCUUUUGUGGCCAAGGGGAUCCUGUCAGAUACGCAAAGCCAAAUGCCUCCUGACCCUGGAGGAAAAUGAUGUGGAGACACAAACUUAUUACAAGUCAGGAGAUUAUAUGAUUAGUGGCAUAAUAUCUGCAAUGCAGGCCAGGUUUCAUCCAUUAAGCUUUGAUAGAAGUCCCUCAACAAAAUUCUCACGAAAAACAUCCAAAUUUUAUUGGAAAUUCCUGCCCUUCCUCUUGGCUACCAAGGACCUCAACCAGAAUACCAAUUUCUUACCUAACAUCACCCUGGGUUAUAAUAUCUAUGAAAAUUUCUACAAGGUGGAAAUGACUACAGAUCCUUUGCUGGACCUGCUUUCAGACGGGGAGGCCAAUGUGCCCAACUACAGGUGUGGAAGACAGAGAAACACAGUGGCUGUUGUGGAAGAUGCCGAGACUGGCAUCUCCAUCCAGAUUUCCACCAUGCUGGGCACUUACAAAGUCCCUCAGAUCAGUUACAGUUUUGCUUCCCAGAUUCUGAGGGAUAAAACUCAGUUUCCUUUCUUUUAUCCCAUGUUUCCUGCUGAAGGCGUCCAAUACCCAGGAAUGGUCCAGCUUCUCCUCUAUUUCAAGUGGACCUUGGUUGGUCUCCUUGCUCCAGAAACUGACCAGGGGGAGAGGUUCAUGAGGACAAUGCCUUCUUUGAUGUUAAGGAAUGGCAUUUGUGCAGUUAUAUAUGAAAUCUUUACACUGAAUGUGGCUGAUGUAGUUUUGUCAUCAAAACAAUAUCGCAAGUGGCGAGGAGUCAAUGUCUUUGUUUAUGGCUCACAGUCUAAUUCAUUCGCUAACGGGAUGAUGAUUGUAGAAAUCAUACUGAAAACCUUUCAGGAACCUAUUAUAGAAAAGGUCUGGAUCACCACAGCUUAUUGGGAUCUGAAUCUUGUCCUGAUGUUUGGUAUCGUUUCCAUUAAAUACUUUGGCAGCUGUUUUUCCUUUCUGAUACCAAAAAGGAAACAGGUAAACUAUGAUACAGUUCCUACCCUUUAUUUAUUCCUACUUAACUUUGUGGAGAAAUCCUUUGCGUGUACAUCCGCUAAGGAUGGCUAUUCGGUAAAAAUCUGGAGACGGUGCAGACAGAGGGAAGAAGUGGUGGCUCUGACGAAAGAGGAGAUCGAUCAGAUCCUGGCUAUGGACAGCUACUUCAACUACAAUACCAUCUGGGCUGUGGGAAGAGCCUUAAAUUCAGCUUAUAUCUCCACAUCAAACAGAUCAAAGGGGAACAGGGGUAUAAAGCUUCACUCCUUCCUUCAAAGCUCUCAGUUUCACAAUAAUUCCAUGGAUGGGGUAUAUUUGGAUGAGAAAGGAGAUCUGACGGUUGACCUGGACAUUCUGAACUGGAUGGUUCUCCCCAACAGUUCUGUCAAGAGAGUAAAAUGUGGGAAUCUAGAAAAAGGGGCAUCCCGGGAUUUUAAAGUUCUCAUUGACCAAAAGGGUAUCGCCCAGGCGGAAAUGCUGAAACCCUUUCCUCCUUCCAGGUGUGUAGAAAGCUGUCAUCCUGGAUUCAUGAAGGUGGCUCAGGAAGGGAAGCCCAUCUGCUGCUAUGAUUGUCGUCCUUGUGCAGAAGGAACCAUCUCCACCAUAGAAGAUGCUGAAAAAUGCACCAGAUGUCCAGCACAUCAGCAUCCAAACAUCAACCGAGAUGUCUGUAUACCAAAGACUGAAACGUUCUUAUCGUAUCAAGAAAAUCUGGGGAUCAUCCUAGCUUCCCUUGCCUUGCUUCUUUCUUUGGUAACAGGUUUACUCUUGGGAAUCUUCAUUAAAUUCAAAGGAACUCCCAUAGUCAAAGCUAACAAUCGUGAUCUCUCCUAUGUUCUCCUAAUUGCCCUCCUGCUCUCCUUCUUGACCUCAUUCCUAUUCAUUGGCCAGCCAAGGACUGCUACAUGCCUUCUCCAACAAACAGCAUUCAGCAACAUUUUCUCAGUUGCUAUUUCCACUGUCCUGGCCAAAACAGUCAUGGUGGUGUUAGCAUUCUUAGCCACAAAACCAGGGAAUAAGAUGCAGAGAUGGCUAGGGAAGAGCUUGUCCAACUCCAUCAUCAUCUCUUGUUCUGGUGUCCAAAUUGUCCUUUGCAGCUUUUGGUUGGGCACCUCUCCUCCAUUUCCUGAUACUGACAUGCACUCACAAUCUGCGGAGAUCAUCCUGCAAUGUAAUGAUGGCUCCGUUGCCAUGUUCUAUCUUGCCCUUGGCUACAUGGGUUUGCUGGCUGUCAUCUGCUUCGUAGUGGCUUUUUUGGCCAGGAAUCUACCUGGGGCCUUCAAUGAAGCCAAGUUGAUCACCUUCAGCAUGCUGGUUUUCUGCAGUGUCUGGAUAUCCUUUGUUCCCACCUAUCUGAGCACCAAGGGGAAGUAUAUGGUGGCUGUGCAGGUCUUCUCCAUCUUGGCUUCAAGUACUGGCCUGCUAGGCUGCAUCUUCAUCCCCAAGUGCUACAUUAUCUUUUUAAGGCCAGACCUGAAUACAAAAGAACAUCUGAUGUCAAAAUAACAUUAAAUGUUUAUGUCUUUCCCCAAA
This is a messenger RNA of Pantherophis guttatus, 2574 nucleotides long. NCBI's taxonomy places the organism in Eukaryota, Metazoa, Chordata, Lepidosauria, Squamata, Colubridae. The record is from RefSeq and is a predicted model, not a curated record.